Caenorhabditis auriculariae is the source of this 11951-nucleotide messenger RNA. The record is from the annotation of a GenBank genome assembly. Lineage: Eukaryota; Metazoa; Nematoda; Chromadorea; Rhabditida; Rhabditidae.
AUGGAGCGGGUAACGGUGCGCAUGGCGCGAUCAGACCGCCACACGCCCUGGGGCUUCGGCGUCACCGAAGACCAGGACCGGAACGUCGUCAUUGUCAAUGUGGGUUGAUUUAUGGACACAGCUCAAAAAAAGCUACCGUAGUUUUCGAUUUUGUUGCGUUUUCGCUUUGAGACCCUUCGAAUAAUGUAAAAAACAUGGGUCUAAAGGUGAAAAAUGGAAAAUUCACUAAUGAGUGAGCGAUUUUUUUGUCCAAAGAAAAUUUGACAAGCCUGCGUAAAAUUUCCUAAAUUUUAUUAAAUGCGUUUGUUCCAGUAAUAAUACUCCAUUCGAAUGCUAAUCAACAAAAAAAUUUGAAAAAAAUCAGUGAAAACACAGCCAAAAAAAAGCUACCGUAACCUGUUGAUUUUUUUUGCGCUUUCGCUUCGAGACGCUAAGGCAAAAAGUGACCUUUUGCUUGAAGAAAAAAAGCUCUUUUUUUAAUUUAUUAUGUUUCUGAGCACUAGUUUUGAGAAAAAGAGACCUUUUACAGGCCUUUUUUUCCUCCUUUUCUGAAAUUAUUAUGAUCGAAAGGAACUUUGCGAUAAAAAAAUUAGCGCUGGGAAGGUCUUUUUAAGAUUUUUUUAGGUUUUUAGAUUCUGCCCGUAAUGGGUCUCAAGACGAAAAUCGCACCCAAAGUUUUUUACGGUUUUUGGGUCUCAAGACGUAAAUUUUUGUGUCUUGUGACCUACAGUCAAUGGGUCUCAAGACGAAAAUUGCACCCAAGGUUUUUUCGCGUUUUUUUAAAGCCCCUUUUAAAAACUCCACGAUGAAAAAGUUGCCGUCACUAUAAAUUUUAUGUAAGGUUGCUCUAUUGAUAAUCUCUAUGUUUCAUCGUCUAUCUCAUUUUUUUCCUAUAGAUUUUUAGCAUUUCUCAAACCUCAAGACCUCAUUUUCCAAAGUAAACCGAGAUUUUUGACGUUUCAGGGGAAAUAGGAUGAUCAAACUGAUUGACAUGGAAAUCCAGAAUGAUAAGAUAACUUUUUCUUUAUCGCCUGGAGAUGUUCUGGAGUUCUGUCACGAACCCUUAUCAUUGAUAUCACGACACUAUAGUGAUAGGAAAAUGUUGCAAAAUUCUGCGGUUCUUUGAGCCUUUUUGAGGGGUUCAAAGUGAGGGAUUUUCGAUUUUUCACACAGAGUUUUGACUCAAAUAAGAUGGAAAAGCUUUAAAAAAAUCAUUUUUGAAGUUUUCAUAGUUCUUCCAGAGGCUUUAGGGAAAAAUGUGCUUUUUGAGAUCAGUUUUAAUGGUUUCAAUCACGGCCAAAAUUUGGUUAUAAUGCUACGAAAUUGUUUAUUUUUAAGCUUCAAAAUAACGUAAAAUCUUCCGAAAAUCAUAAUUCCGUACUUAUUUACACUAGGAAAACCGCGAAAAACUCGAAAAUCGUUGAGAAACACGAUUUAUGGGCCUUUUUAGAUGCCAGAUGUUGUGGUUUUAACGGUGAAUCCGCCGCAUUUUUCGACGAUUUGUUUAUGGGAUUCGGAAAAAAGAUGGGACCUUUUUCCUUAGAGACAUUUGAAAAGAAGAGAUUCAAAAAGGAACUACGGACCUAAGAGCUACAGUAAUCCAUUUUUUGAGUUAUAAGAAGGGUUUUCGUACUUUUAAAGUUUUGAAAUCUGUUUAACUACCUUUUUCCUUAGAAAUGGAGGGUUUUUAGUAAGAUAGCAAGAUAUUUGUCGAUGUACCAAGAGAGUCUUGAAUAGUAAUAUUUCUGAAUUUUUCAAAAAGCUAAUUUUCUCAAAAAUUGGAAAUUUUGGCAGCUUGAAACCUUCAAGAUUUAUAUCUAUUACAUCAAAUAGUAUUUCCCAAACCUUUCAGGGAAUUUGAAUUGACAAAUCUUUUUAUAUACUUCGAAAUUUCCAAUUUCAAGGUGGUCGGCGGCAGCCUUGCGGACCGAGCCGGGCUCCGAAACGGUGACGUCAUCGACAAACUCGAAGACUUGGGCGACCUCGACAUCAACGCCGUCGAUCGGCUUCUCGUCACGGCGCACGAGAAGAUCGAGCUCCUCGUCCAUAGGCCAGUUUUAUGAUUCUUCUUCUCGACCGCUUGGGCGGUGGCCCAAGUAAAUGGAACAGGGUCGAUUUUUUCGGCGUUUUAGUCAUUUUGGUCAUUUGAGUCUUCAAAAAUUCAUAUCUCGGUUCAAAAUGGUCAGAAUCGGGUGAACCAAAGUUGAUUCACGGUACCAGAGGGUUUUCUUCCCUUUAGGACACGCGGAAACCUCCAAGUAUCCAGAGGGUUUUCGAAAUAUUGAUUUUUUGUGUGUUUUAGUUAUUUUGGUCAUUUGAAUCUUCACAAAUUCAUAUCUCGGUUCAAAAUGGUCAGAAUCGAGUAAACUGAAGUUUAUUCACGGUACCAGGGGGUCUUCUUUCCUUUAAGACCCACGGAAACAUCCAAGAACCUAUAGGGACCUCGAAAUAUCGAUUUUUUUUUAGUCCUUUCAGUAAUUCGGUCCUGAUAUCAGUGUGAAUCAGUGAGCCGGUUCUAGUGACGUAUCCGUCACUGUGUUCUGACCAUAGCACCAAAAUUUCUCAAACCCCGUCGCGGCGGGGACCGAACUUGCGACCCUGUGGACUGUAGGCAGACACACAACCUGUUGCGCUAAGGCGCGUUUUUUUGAAAGUUACCGUACUUCCCUUUGCCACUGUCACUAUAUAAUCACAAAUAUCGCAAAAAAAAAUCUUCACUAUUUUUCACUACGAAGGUUUAGAACGAAUUUUAAUUGAAGUUAUGAUUUUAUUGAUUUUAAAAUCUAUGUUUCAUUUUGAGAGACUGAAAGUUUCAAUUUCACCACGGCAGAAGGAGAAAAAAAACCAAUAUCAAGUUUUCGAGUACUGGAGUCUGUUUUAAACAUUUUGGCCGUAGUUUAAAGGCGCAUGGAAAAAUCUAAAAAGGUCUCAAAGCGAAGAGCCGUCUUCAGUUUAAUUUUUCGGUCAUGUGAGAUUUUUACCCAUUCAAAGACCAAGAAGAUGCUUCGAAGAGACUUUAUCAACGAAAAGCUCAAAACAGUUGAUUCAACGCUUCUGUUCGCGACGGGAAUAUUUGGGUUAACGCGUAAUAUCCCGCGGCGCUCGGUUUUAUGGUUUUAUGACCGACGUUCGAGAUUUCCCGAGCGUUUCGGAGUGAGAAAGACUUGCUAGCUUCACUACUGUUAUCGGAAAGAAUGGCUGAGUUUGAAAAAAAGUGAUUAGUUAGCUUUUUAAGUUGUAAAAAAAGCAUAAGUUGACUUUUUAAGCUGAAAAAAAUUGACUAAUUGGCUUUUAAAUUGGAAAAAAAGUUGAAUUUUUCGAAAGCUUCUCACUGUUUUUCAGCUAGAAAAUCAUUACCAAAUUCAAGAAAAACCUCUAAAAAAAUACAGAAAAAAAUCUUACCAAAUAAAAAAACAGAGUCGGAAAUUUUCCAGUUCCUGAAUUUAAACAUGAACUCUGUAGAAAAAUCACCGUACUUUUUAAAUUUUUUUAAAGGAGCAUGGGCAAGUUUUUUUGUUAAAGGUCUUGAGGCGAAGAGCCGUUGACAGUGUUAAUAUAGGUUAUUUAAAUGUUGAGGCGUCUGAAAAAUUCAGAAAAGUUUUUUUGAUAGACUUUGCCGUUCCUUUUUUUCAAAAAUUAAUACAUGAACUCUGUAGAAAAUCACCUUAAUUUAAAAAUUUUUUUAAAGGAGCAUAGCCGAAUUUGUCUAAAGGCCUCGAGGCGAAAAGCCGUAUUUAGCGUUACUUCAAGUCAUUUAAAUCUUCGGAGUCUAAAAAAAUAUCAGGAAUGUUUUUUAAUAGACUUGUAAGAAUUACGAAGAAAAAGAAAAAAAUAUUUGGAAAAAAAUAUUUUUUUGAGUUAAAAUCAUAUAAAUCGCUCAAAUGACUUUUUUUAACUCGAAAUUCAAGUGAUAUUUCUGUAAUUUUGUUCGAAAUAAUUCGGAAAUUAUGUUAAAAAAAGUGGCCAAAGGUCGGGAAAAAAGAAAAAAAUUUUCGAAGUUUUCAUAGAAAAAAUGCAAAAUUAUUUAAAAAUGACUGAUCUCAACCCCUAGUAAGCAACCAUUUCCAGUGCAAGUUAACGAAUUUCUCGCCUUUUCGUCGAGAUUUAAAUCAGGCCAACUAUGCGGCAAUAUCGCCGUUGGGUGUUCCUUUUCCGACCCCUAUUCUCGUCUUUUCCUUCUCUUUCUCUCUCCCUUUGGAACUCCAACACUUUCAAAUUCAUUGUUGAUAUCAUAACUGCUUCGAAUUCGACUGAAACGGCCGUGAAAUGGUGCGAAUUUCGACGGCGCCGCCGCUUUGGUUCGUUUUUUUGAGUCGAAAAAUGAUUGGAGAUUAUAGAAAAAAACUUUUUUUAAAUGUUUAUUCGCCAUUCCGCAAUCUGCACGACAAAUACAAAAAAAUAAAACAUCAACGAAAAAUUGAUUUAAUGGAGCGAAGCUUUGAAAAUUUCAUUUACCAGAAAAUCUCCAUUUUAGUUAUUUUUUUAUAUGGUUUCAUUUCGGAAAAAUUGGAAAAAGUCACCUGAAAAAUUUUUUUGAUUAGAUGAAGCUUUGAAAUGAGUUAUGGCCUUUUUUUCGACUGAAAAAAACGGAUUUUUUUGUGAAAUUUUCGAUCGAAAUUUCCAGAUUUUUAGGUUUUUGUACAUUGUAUUUGCCUAAUUUUGCUUCUUUUUUCUGGAAUUUGAUAUCGCAAAUUCCGAUUUUACCGCUUAAAAAUGUCGAGAAGCUUUUUUGAACCCCCUGAAAAUGAAUAAAACACGAAUUUCUGUGCUUUUUUUCCUCAAAAAAAUAAUUUUUUUCCUUGUAAAACUGUAGUAAAUUUGUAUUACUAAACGUGAUUAUUGCAAAUUUUACCCUAAAAAAAACAGUGUUUGAACCCGAAAUUUUCGUAUUCUUCUCAGAAAACAAGAAAAAAAUUGGUACUAUUUCUCUACCGAAUCGCGCCGAUUUUUCUGGCAUUAAGAUAUUGAUCAAAUUGACCCAUUAAUUGCAUGAAACUUGAAAAAAAUGGAAAGAUCUAAAUCUAGAGAGCAUUUCAAAAACUUCCAACUUUUUUUAGCCCCCUACGGUUAAAUAUUUGAUGAAACUCUGGGGAAGUUUACUUCAGGACCUCCUGAUUCCAGAACUAGAAAAAAAUUUCCCGUAAUAGAUCUGGUUUUCGAGUUAGGACGCUUCAAAAAGCUUGAAAUGGCGUUUUUUUGGCAUAAUUUGCGUCGUUGGGGGUUAAAAAAAGUAACUUGAAGCAAGAUUUCUCGGGCAAAUCCUGGGAAGGUGCUGGGAAAAUGGCUUACACAGCCUUCCAGCAGCCUUUCAGCAGCCUGCCAGCAACCUUCCAACAACCUUCCAGCAGCCUUUCAGAGGCUUGCUGGAAGGCUUCCGACAAGAUGUCCUAAAAAUCUUCAAAGUACCUUCUGAACACCUUCCGAAGGCCUUCUAGCUCCCAUUAUCCUUCCCAUCUUCUUCCGAUCACCUUCCCAGAAUUUGCCUGACUAGGGAACGUUUUUUUAGCCCCCAACGUUCGAACUUUUGAUGGAACUGUGCUGAAAUGUACUUCAGAACCUCCUGAUCCCAGAACAAGAAAAAAUUUCCCAUAAUAGAUCUAGUUUUUGAGUUAAAACGCUUCACAACUCCAAAAUAGCGUUUUUUUUGGUAUAAUUUGCGUAUUUUCCUGACUUUGAAGCUUCAUAAGAACUGAAAAAAGCCCCCUGUUGAGAAUAAACUCAUAAAAUUUACAAUCUACACAGAAUCUUAUUGACAGCAAACCAAAAAAUUCCCUUUUUCCUAUAAAAAAAAUGUUGGUUUCCUGACUAACCUCUAGUUUAUCUCCACAUUCCAACGUACACGCGUAGAUAUUAAGGAAUGCGGUUUUGCAAGCAAUUUUUUUGAAGAUAACGAGUCAUUAUCAUUUUUUCUUAUUUGCGUGAACAUCUUCCCCAUUUUGAAGCAAUGUCCUCGAGGUACAGUUUUUGUUUUUUUGGAGAAAGAAAAUUGGUCAUAAAAAUAGAGAAAUUAGGCUAAAAAACUGACUCGGACCUCUGUAACGAAAACCGGACGUUUCUAGUGACCACUUUAACGGAAUCAGAACUCUUAAGGGAUCCCUAGGUUUGCUCAGAAACGUCCAGAGCGCAUCCAGGUUCCGUUCCAAGCUGCUGGGACACUGCUAACGCAAAACAGAAGUUUCUAGUGACCACUUUAACGGAAUCAGAACUCUUAAGUGAUCCCUAGGUUUGUUCAGAAACGUUCGGGUCUGUUGCAAGCUGCUCUGACACUGGUAACGCGAAACGGAAAAGUCGGGGCACUUCUAGGGACCACUUUAGUGGGAUUAGAACCCUUAAGUGGUCCCUAGAAACGCUUAUAAACGUCCACGGUGCAUCCAGGUCCCGUUUCCAAACGCUCGGACCCCCGUAAUGAAAACCGAACGUUUUUAGUGACCACUUUAGGGAUGUUUAGACUCUUAAGGGAUCCCUAGGUUUGCUCAGAAACGUUCGGGUCUGUUGCAAGCUGCUCUGAAACUGGUAACGCGAAACGGAAAAGUCGGGGCACUUCUAGGGACCACUUUAGUAGCUUCAGAACCCUUAAGUGGUCCCUAGAAACGCUUAUAAACUCCAGGGCGCAUCCAGGUCCCGUUCCAAGCUGCUCGGACACUGGUAACGCGAAAUGGACGUGUUGGGACAUUUCUAGUGACCACUUUAGUGGGAUUAGAACCCUUAAGUGGUCCCUAGAAACGCUUAUAAACGUCCAGGGCGCAUCCAGGUCCCGUUCCCAAACGCUCGGACCCCCGUAAUGAAAACCGAACGUUUCUAGUGACCACUUUAACGGAAUCAGAACCCUUAAGUGAUCCCUAGGUUUGCUCAGAAACGUUCGGGUCUGUUGCAAGCUGCUCUGACACUGGUAACGCGAAACGGAAAAGUCGGGGCACUUCUAGGGACCACUUUAGUAGCUUCAGAACCCUUAAAUGAUCCCUAGAUUUGCUCAGAAACGUCCAAACCGCGUCCGGAUUCCGUUACAAGUUCUCGGACCUCUGUAACGAAAACCGGACGUUUCUAGUGACCGCUAUAGUAGCGUCAGAACCCUUAAGUGAUCCCUAGAUUCGCUCAGACACGUUCGGGUCCCGUUCCAAGCUCUCGGACUUCGGUAGCGAAAACCGAACGUUUCUAGUGACCACUUUAGUAGCGUCAGAACCCUUAAGUGAUCCCUAGAUUCGCUCAGAAACCUCCAAACCUCGUCCGCGUCCCGUCCCAAGUUCUCGGACGGGAACCGGACUUUUCUGAGCAUUUUUAGGGAUCCCUCAAGGGUUUUGACGCUACUAAAGUGGUCACUAGAAAUGGCCCGACGCGUCCGAUUCACGUUACCAAUGUCCGAGCUGAAAUUGGCGGCCCGGCGCGUUAGCCAUAGAGCGCAUUUGGUCUUUUUUUCUAGUUAAAUUUUUUUUUUUUCUUGUUUUUGUGAAAAUUCCAAGUUUUUUAAUUAAUUUUGUUUCCAAUCAGUGACCUUUCUAUUUUUUAAUUUUUAAGCUGCUGUUAGUUGACUUCCAUGGAAAGAUAGUUUUUUUUUCAUCCAAUUCAAAUUUUUUCAGGAACCAAUCCGGUCCUACUCGAAUUUGGCGUCCCGAGGUGACCGAAAACGUCGGAGGAGGUGAUGAGAGACCCUACCGAGUCAACCUUCAACACUCGAGCGAUGUAGGACAUUUUGAGAAAGAUUUCUAACAAGGAAAAGGGUUUUUGGGGUUUUUUAGAAAUUUUAUCAGACUUAAGAACUCCAAAGUAGUCCCUAUAGAGUCAGGGGCCCUUGGAGGAUCCCUCUAGGGACCACUUUAUCAACCCCAUAAGGGUCACUAAAGCUUGCAAAAGUGGCCCCUUUAGAAGACGUUCUAGCCAAUAAUCCAAGCGAAGUAGCUUUUCCAUAGGAAAAACUGAAUAAUCAAGGAUUUUUUGGAGGAAGUUGAAACCCUAUAGGGACCACUUGAGCUUUAGUGAGGGGGUCAGACCUAAAAUUAGGAUGGUCACUAUACUUUAGGGCUUUAAGGUCUGACCCUGAAGAAUAGAGUAGAGUAGGAUCCUGGAAGCCUUAAAAUUUCAAAUUUUCAAUUUUUUCAAAAAAUUAGGUCGAGCCGUAAAAUGCGCCAUUUUUAGACUUGGAAGCCUCGUUUAUCGAAAAAUUGAGUAUUUAUAGUGACACUGAGGAAAUUUAAAAAGUGGUGAGUUGAAUUGAAGAAGCCACUUAAGAGUUCUUAGCGACCCUAGAGGGACCCCUUGAGCUUUGCAAAGGGGAUCAGACCUUGAAACCCUAUAGGGAAGGGGAUCAGACCUAAAAUUAGGACGGUUCCUAUACUUAAAGCUUUCAGAUCUGACAACCCUAGAGGGACCCCUUAAAUCUGUGCGCGCUCUUCUUGUGGAAAAGAUGAACUUAACCUUGCCAAUUUUCGGAAAAUUAGUUGCCGCGACUUGACAGUUUCUCGCGUGUCUGCGUCUCUCUGUUCUCUCACCGACGAGGUCAGAGAAACAUGGAAAUAGCAUGGAAACUGCAGAGAGACGUCGAGAGAUGAGGAGGGCGCAGAGAAAACAGAAUAAUGAAAAUUAUAGACUACAGUCUAUUCGACGCGACUUGACAGUUUCUCGCGUGUCUGCGUCUCUCUGUUCCCUCACCGGUGAGGUCAGAGAAACAUGGAAAUAGCAUGGAAACUGGAGAGAGACGACGAAAGAAAAGAGGGGCGGAGAAAAAAGAAUAAUGAAAGUUAUAGACUACAGUCUAUUCAACGCGACUUGCCAGUUUCUCUGUUCUCUCACCGACGAGGUCAGAGAAACAUGGAAAUAGCAUGGAAACUGCAGAGAGACGUCGAGAGAUGAGGAGGACGCAGAGAAAACAGAAUAAUGAAAGUUAUAGACUACAGUCUAUUCAACGCGACUUGCCAGUUUCUCUGUUCUCUCACCGACGAGGUCAGAGAAACAUGGAAAUAGCAUGGAAACUGCAGAGAGACGUCGAGAGAUGAGGAGGGCGCAGAGAAAACAGAAUAAUGAAAAUUAUAGACUACAGUCUAUUCGACGCGACUUGACAGUUUCUCGCGUGUCUGCGUCUCUCUGUUCCCUCACCGGUGAGGUCAGAGAAACAUGGAAUUAGCAUGGAAACUGGAGAGAGACGACGAAAGAAAAGAGGGGCGGAGAAAACAGAAUAAUGAAAGUUAUAGACUACAGUCUAUUCAACGCGACUUGCCAGUUUCUCUGUUCUCUCACCGACGAGGUCAGAGAAACAUGGAAAUAGCAUGGAAACUGGAGAGAGACGACGAAAGAAAAGAGGGGCGGAGAAAACAGAAUAAUGAAAGUUAUAGACUACAGUCUAUUCAACGCGACUUGCCAGUUUCUCUGUUCUCUCACCGACGAGGUCAGAGAAACAUGGAAAUAGCAUGGAAACUGGAGAGAGACGACGAAAGAAAAGAGAGGCGGAGAAAACAGAAUAAUGAAAGUUAUAGACUACAGUCUAUUCAACGCGACUUGCCAGUUUCUCUGUUCUCUCACCGACGAGGUCAGAGAAACAUGGAAAUAGCAUGGAAACUGCAGAGAGACGUCGAGAGAUGAGGAGGACGCAGAGAAAACAGAAUAAUGAAAAUUAUAGACUACAGUCUAUUCGACGCGACUUGACAGUUUCUCGCGUGUCUGCGUCUCUCUGUUCCCUCACCGGUGAGGUCAGAGAAACAUGGAAAUAGCAUGGAAACUGGAGAGAGACGACGAAAGAAAAGAGGGGCGGAGAAAACAGAAUAAUGAAAGUUAUAGACUACAGUCUAUUCAACGCGACUUGCCAGUUUCUCUGUUCUCUCACCGACGAGGUCAGAGAAACAUGGAAAUAGCAUGGAAACUGCAGAGAGACGUCGAGAGAUGAGGAGGACGCAGAGAAAACAGAAUAAUGAAAGUUAUAGACUACAGUCUAUUCGACGCGACUUGACAGUUUCUCGCGUGUCUGCGUCUCUCUGUUCCCUCACCGGUGAGGUCAGAGAAACAUGGAAAUAGCAUGGAAACUGGAGAGAGACGACGAAAGAAAAGAGGGGCGGAGAAAACAGAAUAAUGAAAGUUAUAGACUACAGUCUAUUCAACGCGACUUGCCAGUUUCUCUGUUCUCUCACCGACGAGGUCAGAGAAACAUGGAAAUAGCAUGGAAACUGCAGAGAGACGUCGAGAGAUGAGGAGGGCGCAGAGAAAACAGAAUAAUGAAAAUUAUAGACUACAGUCUAUUCGACGCGACUUGACAGUUUCUCGCGUGUCUGCGUCUCUCUGUUCCCUCACCGGUGAGGUCAGAGAAACAUGGAAUUAGCAUGGAAACUGGAGAGAGACGACGAAAGAAAAGAGGGGCGGAGAAAACAGAAUAAUGAAAGUUAUAGACUACAGUCUAUUCAACGCGACUUGCCAGUUUCUCUGUUCUCUCACCGACGAGGUCAGAGAAACAUGGAAAUAGCAUGGAAAACUGCAGAGAGACGUCGAGAGAUGAGGAGGACGCAGAGAAAAACAGAAUAAUGAAAGUUAUAGACUACAGUCUAUUCAACGCGACUUGCCAGUUUCUCUGUUCUCUCACCGACGAGGUCAGAGAAACAUGGAAAUAGCAUGGAAACUGCAGAGAGACGUCGAGAGAUGAGGAGGACGCAGAGAAAACAGAAUAAUGAAAAAUUAUAGACUACAGUCUAUUCGACGCGACUUGACAGUUUCUCGCGUGUCUGCGUCUCUCUGUUCCCUCACCGGUGAGGUCAGAGAAACAUGGAAAAUAGCAUGGAAACUGGAGAGAGACGACGAAAGAAAAGAGGGGCGGAGAAAACAGAAUAAUGAAAGUUAUAGACUACAGUCUAUUCAACGCGACUUUGCCAGUUUCUCUGUUCUCUCACCGACGAGGUCAGAGAAACAUGGAAAUAGCAUGGAAACUGCAGAGAGACGUCGAGAGAUGAGGAGGACGCAGAGAAAAACAGAAUAAUGAAAGUUAUAGACUACAGUCUAUUCAACGCGACUUGCCAGUUUCUCUGUUCUCUCACCGACGAGGUCAGAGAAACAUGGAAAUAGCAUGGAAACUGCAGAGAGACGUCGAGAGAUGAGGAGGACGCAGAGAAAAACAGAAUAAUGAAAAAUUAUAGACUACAGUCUAUUCGACGCGACUUGACAGUUUCUCGCGUGUCUGCGUCUCUCUGUUCCCUCACCGGUGAGGUCAGAGAAACAUGGAAAUAGCAUGGAAACUGGAGAGAGACGACGAAAGAAAAAGAGGGGCGGAGAAAAACAGAAUAAUGAAAGUUAUAGACUACAGUCUAUUCAACGCGACUUGCCAGUUUCUCUGUUCUCUCACCGACGAGGUCAGAGAAACAUGGAAAUAGCAUGGAAACUGCAGAGAGACGUCGAGAGAUGAGGAGGACGCAGAGAAAACAGAAUAAUGAAAGUUAUAGACUACAGUCUAUUCAACGCGACUUGCCAGUUUCUCUGUUCUCUCACCGACGAGGUCAGAGAAACAUGGAAAUAGCAUGGAAACUGCAGAGAGACGUCGAGAGAUGAGGAGGACGCAGAGAAAACAGAAUAAUGAAAAUUAUAGACUACAGUCUAUUCGACGCGACUUGACAGUUUCUCGCGUGUCUGCGUCUCUCUGUUCCCUCACCGGUGAGGUCAGAGAAACAUGGAAAUGGCACGUAAACAUGAGAGGCAGAGAAGUCGCGAAAAACGGACUAUUUCUCCAUAGUAAAAUGACCUUCCUUGUUGAUUUUUUUUUCAUUUUUCUCAGAAUUUCAUGAGCAUUUCAGUCCCGACCCCCGCAAGGAUUCAACAACUCGGCGCUGCCCUUCGAAACCGACCCACGGGUGAAACAUCUCCAAUACAACUCUCCUCUGGGCCUUUAUUCCGAGAAGAGCGCCGCCGAGCAGUACAACCAGCAGACGUCCGGCUUUGUCGAUCAUCCGGGGUUUGGUUUUUGGAUUCAUACAUGGGGUGGGACCUGA